Messenger RNA from Phytophthora nicotianae INRA-310, 1450 nucleotides. RefSeq lists its product as hypothetical. Bases 46 to 882 code for a protein of 278 amino acids. Gene Ontology annotation, molecular function: protein binding. The record is from RefSeq and is a predicted model, not a curated record. The transcript has 4 exons. NCBI's taxonomy places the organism in Eukaryota, Oomycota, Peronosporomycetes, Peronosporales, Peronosporaceae.
UGUGAUGCACACCACACUUAUCUUUCUUCGCGACUCCUUGCCACCAUGCCAACGUACCUGCUGGCCCUGGAUGACGCUCUAUUAGUGCACGUGCUGCGUUUCGCCGCAGAACGAGAUGUGGAAGCUACGACAGUGGCGUCGAAAUUGGUGGCGAUGCACCUGCUGCCACAGUAUCCCGAGAUCUGGCGCGUUCUGUUCGCUCGCCAUUGGGGAAAACUCAACUUCCAACUCGAUGCAAUGGCGGAAGAUGCUGAGAAUCUCGUGGUGGAUACUCGGCUACGUGCGCUCUUCCCACUUGAGUGUACGGAGGCACGAAUAUUUCAAUUACUGACACGCGCAAUUCUUCAGUUGCCAUCAGGAAUGGACAUUAAAGAGACGAAGCGGUCACGAGGAUAUUCAGACACUCACCAUAGAAUUAUAUCACAGGAGAAAAACAAGAGUAAUGGCCAGCGUGAUGAUGGUGCGGUGACAAAGUUUGCCUUCGAUGGUGCACGAUUUGGCUAUGACCGAUCGGUGCGCGCUAAUGCACCUUUCCCAACGUCGCUCUACAUCGCGGUAUUCAAUCGCCGAGUUCAAGACCCUGUGAGCAAGAAGAAAUCGUCCGUAUACCAGAUUGGCGCGACAAAAAGCAGCUAUUUUGAAAUUAGCAUCUCUGAUCCUGUAUCACGGCCGAGUUCUCACACGCUGAGAAAUGGGAGAGUGGAAAUGACUGCUAUUGGGCUAGUUCCGUCUAGCUUUCCGUUGGUUGGGAAGCAACCAGGAUGGACGAUCCCGUCGUUUGGGUACCAUGGAGACAAUGGGAAAAUCUACUCAGCAUUCCCUGUAAGUGUGUGUGUGUUGUUUGCGGUUGAAAUACCAUUCUGGAAAAUGCAGAUGGAUUAACGAGUAUUUGCAGUGGAAACCUUUUGCCCCGCGCUUCGGCGUAAAUGAUACGGUCGGUUGUGGCAUUCGACACAGCUCACAGGACAACGGCCGGCGCGUUUUCUUCACGCAUAAUGGUAGCACUGUUACAUGUGAGUAUAAUUUCGCAUGUAUCCAGCACCAUUGACGGUUUUAAUCUAGUGUCCCUGUAUUCCAGCUCGUUACCUCCCAGGAUCGGGUCGAUAUAUCCCGUGCGAUAAUGCACAUGAAUGGUUUCCUGCGGUGGGCCUGGAUUCUCCGAAUACUAUUCACGUAAACUUUGGUCAGCAUCCGUUCAUGUACGACCAUGUGAUCGAUGAGCUGUUUAGUGAGUGCAUGGGAAUGAACGCUCUUGCGGCUCGCCAGAUGCUGCAAAACAGUAACAAAGCUCGGAGUCGCUCCGUGCGACGCAACUGCAUCGAUGCCUUCAUUGCCAACGUUUUGGAGCGACACAAUUUGACCACCACGUAAUGAUGACCUAGCUGUGUUGAAGCACUUGUUGAAUAGGUGUAGCCAUCUUUAAAUUUGAUUAUCCUUUCCAAAAUCAUAU